CGUCCUUUCAGCGCCGCCGUGGCGGUAAUGUUAUGGAGUCCUCUCUCCCCUCAGUGCUACCGCUGCUAGCCGAAGGAAAUGUGAGGCCCGUCGGGGGAAAAUAGCGUUUAUACGGCAAGAAACCGUCGUCGUUCAAGAGGUGGACGAAUAAACACCUUUUCUAGCCCUGCAUGAGAUCCGGAGAGAGCGCUGGAAGAUGGUGGUCCUCAAAAUUAGAGACCAGCCUCCUCUGCUAAAAGCUAUAUUCAACAUCGACCCUGAUGAAGUCCGGUCCCUCAUAUUCAAGAAGGAGGACGUUAACAUACAGGAUAACGAGAAGAGGACUCCGCUGCACGCCGCUGCGUAUUUAGGAGACGCUGAAAUCAUAGAGCUGCUGGUUUUAUCAGGAGCGAGAGUGAACGCCAAAGACAAUAAGUGGCUGACUCCUCUGCACCGGGCAGUGGCCUCCUGCAGUGAGGAGGCGGUGCAGGUUCUGCUGAAGCACUCCGCGGACGUGAACGCGCGGGAUAAGAACUGGCAGACGCCGCUGCACGUUGCCGCGGCCAAUAAAGCGGUGCGCUGCGCCGAGGCUCUGGUUCCUCUGCUCAGCAACGUGAAUGUGUCGGACCGGGCGGGCCGCACCGCCCUGCACCACGCGGCCUUCAGCGGGCACCUGGAGAUGGUGAUGUUACUGCUGUCCAGAGGAGCCAACAUUAACGCGUUUGAUAAGAAGGACCGGCGGGCGAUUCACUGGGCCGCCUACAUGGGUCAUUUAGAGGUGGUGAAGUUGUUGGUGUCUCAUGGUGCGGAGGUGAUGUGUAAGGAUAAGAAGGCGUACACUCCUCUGCACGCAGCGGCCUCUAGUGGGAUGAUCAGUGUAGUGAAGUACCUGCUGGACCUGGGGGUGGACAUCAACGAGCAGAACGCGUACGGGAACACGCCGCUGCACGUGGCCUGCUACAACGGGCAGGACGUGGUGGUGAACGAGCUGAUCGAGUGCGGCGCCAACGUCAAUCAGGUGAACGAGAAGGGUUUCGCGCCGCUGCACUUCACGGCCGCCUCGCGCCACGGGGCGCUCUGUCUCGAGCUGCUCGUGGGCAACGGAGCCGACGUCAACAUCAAGAGCAAAGACGGGAAAACUCCUCUGCACAUGACUGCGAUUCACGGGAGGUUCUCGCGAUCUCAGGCGCUCAUUCAGAACGGUGCUGAGAUAGACUGUGAAGAUAAAAAUGGAAAUACGCCCCUGCACAUCGCAGCACGAUACGGACACGAGCUCCUCAUCAACACGCUCAUUACCAACGGAGCCGACACCUCCAAGCGGGGAGUCCACGGCAUGUUUCCUCUGCACUUGGCCGCUCUCAGCGGCUUCUCGGACUGCUGCCGCAAACUGCUCUCCUCCGGCUUUGAUAUUGACACCCCUGAUGACUUUGGAAGGACGUGUUUACACGCUGCAGCAGCUGGAGGGAACCUCGAUUGUCUCAAUCUUCUCCUAAACACGGGCGCGGAUUUCAACAAAAAAGACAGUUUUGGCAGGACACCUUUGCACUAUGCAGCUGCAAACUGUAACUAUCAGUGCCUAUUUGCUAUGGUGGGCUCGGGGGCCAGCGUCAAUGACCUGGACAAGAGGGGCUGCACCCCCCUCCACUACGCCGCUGCCUCCGACUCUGAUGGAAAGUGCCUGGAGUAUUUGCUGAGGAAUGAUGCUAACCCAGGGAUCCGAGACAAUCAGGGCUAUAACGCGGUUCAUUACGCCUCUGCGUACGGACACCGCCUCUGUCUGGAACUGAUUGCCAGCGAAACCCCUUUAGAUGUGUUAAUGGAGACCUCAGGGACCGACAUACUGAACGACUCUGACGUGCGCGCCCCUGUUAGCCCGCUGCAUCUCGCCGCGUAUCACGGUCAUCACCAGGCCCUGGAGGUGCUGGUCCAGUCUCUGCUGGACCUGGACGUGCGGACGGCGCAGGGACACACGCCGCUAGACCUGGCUGCUUUUAAAGGUCAUGUGGAGUGCGUGGACGUUCUCAUCAACCAGGGAGCCUCCAUCCUGGUUAAAGACUACACCCUCAAACGCACCCCCAUCCACGCAGCAGCCACAAAUGGUCAUUCUGACUGUCUGCGGUUACUGAUUGGAAAUGCUGACCUGCAGAGCGCAGUUGACAUUCAGGAUGGGAUUGGACAGACUCCUCUGAUGCUGGCGGUGUUGAGCGGACACACGGACUGCGUGUACUCUUUACUCAACAAAGGAGCCAACGUAGAAGCCAAAGACAAGUGGGGCCGCACUGCUCUGCACCGAGGGGCAGUGACGGGUCACGAGGAGUGCGUGGAGGCUCUACUCCAGCACAGUGCCAGUUUCAUGGUGCGGGACUGUAGGGGGCGCUCACCUGUUCACCUGGCUGCUGCCUGUGGCCACGUUGGAGUGCUGGGUGGUCUGCUGCAUGCGGCCCAGUCGGUGGAGACCAUCCCAGUCAUUACGGACCAUCAGGGCUACACGCCGCUGCACUGGGCCUGUUAUAAUGGUCAUGACACGUGUGUUGAAGUGCUGCUGGAGCAGGAGCUGUUCCAUAAGAUGGAGGGGAACUCCUUCAGCCCCCUGCACUGCGCCGUGAUAAGUGACAACGAGGGAGCAGCGGAAAUGUUGAUCGACACGUUGGGUCCUGCGAUCGUCAAUGCUACCGACUCUAAAAAGAGGACUCCCCUCCACGCUGCCGCGUUCACCGAUCACGUGGAGUGUAUGCAGCUCCUGCUGGGCCAAAACGCCCAGGUGAACUGCGUCGACGCUGGCGGGAAAACCCCACUCAUGAUGGCUGCUGAGAACGGCCAGACGAACGCUGUGGAGCUGUUAGUGAGCAGUGCGAAAGCUGACCUGACGCUGCAGGACGCCAACAAAAACACUGCACUGCACCUGGCCUGCAGUAAGGGACACGAGACCAGUGCCUUGCUGAUCUUGGAAAAGAUCACGGACAGAAAUCUCAUCAACUCCACCAACGCGGCUUUACAAACGCCUCUGCAUGUGGCUGCCAGGAACGGCCUGACGGUUGUGGUGCAGGAGCUGCUGGCUAAGGGUGCGAGCGUGCUGGCAGUGGACGAAAACGGUUACACGCCCGCCCUGGCCUGCGCACCCAACAAAGACGUGGCCGACUGCCUGGCUCUCAUACUGGCCACCAUGAUGCCGGUGUCUCCCAGUCAGAGCAGCCUGGCGUUCAGCUCCAUAAACCACUACACCAGCCCUGUGAAGAGCGUGACGUUCGACAGCCUGCCUGUGCACACCUCCUACUGCAGCUUCAACAGCAUCGGCCGCCACCACCACGGCUUCUACAAGGACGACGAGCUCAACGACUCCGACUCCGAGACCUACUGAGAGACAGAGAGGGACAGGGAGACUCACCGUGUCUUAAUCACCCAGAGGCAGCCUGGCCUCAGCAGCCGGUCACUGCGCAGAGCCUUAAGAGUCUCACACGCACACAAACACACAGGUUGGGGCUGCACAAUAUACAGAAAUACUAAUAUUGCGAAUAUAUUUGCUAUGGAUUGUAAUGGGGGGCGCGAUUUAGCCUUCUGGACAUCACUUUUUAGAGGCUUGCAGGCCGGAACAGACCAAAAAAGUGCCAGAUUAAGAAGUAAUACUGUCGAAAGCCGUGCCGAAGAGAGCAGUGCGUUUAAACAGGACCAGUUACCCUCUAAUAAUGAAGACCACGUCCAGAAUAACGCUGCAGAAAAGUGUUUUGUCAAGCGAAAUUAUCUGAAAUAUUGUCAGUAAAUCUAAUUUCUCAUUUUGAGACCGUUGCGAGGUUAUAAAUGGGUAAAAAGAGGCUUUAUGAAGGAAUAUUAUCUCUGUAUUGGCAGAUAAGUUGGCUCGGUUUAAGAAGCGAGAUUGAAAUUGUCUGCAGCUGUAGGGGGAUAAUUUUACUAAUAAAUUCACCUAAAACAAGUAAAUAACGUCUAGAAAGAAGCUGGCCGUCUAAGGGCACGACCAUCUCAAAAUGAUCAAUUAGUUUGACUGGUUUUAAUAUCAUUUCACUUGACAAGCUGCUGUUUUUUGCAGUGAACGAGGCAUAUUGUGAUGCUCAUCACGAUACAGUACAUACGGCUUUAUUGUUCCCCUUAGUUUUAAUAUCAGAAAGCACCACUUUUCUGGCAUCGCGAGUAACAAACGAGUAUAUUGUGCAGCCGUAACGCACUCUUAUGCAAAAGUUUGGGCGCCCUGACUCCUGUACAGAGCCGUUUUAAAGCACAGCUGCCGUCUGUUUGAAUUGAACUUUAUUUAAUAUCGAGUGAAAAAGUGACGGCUCAUUUUAUGUUUUAGACGUUAAACUCAAUAAACAGAAACUGCGCUAAACUUUGCGCAGGAAUGCCACGUUUAACUGCGUGGGGGAUGUUUUCACUUAGAGAAUCAGUGUUAGGUGUUCAAGCUUUUGCAUACGACUGCACAUUUACAUAGAGGCACAGCAGGCUGGCCCACCCAGCCCCCCGAUCCCGAUCCCCUCCCCCUCUCUCUAUCCGCUCAACCUCAACCAGCACCUUGUGCCCUUUCAGCAGAUACCUCAGCGUACCUUCUGCUUCUUUCACUCGCCUCCGGACAGCCGCGUCGGACGAGCCGAUCUCCGUACCUGGCAAUAAAGCGGGGAACAGAGAACCGUCAGCCUGGGACCAAUGUUGGAAAACGAGGACAGGUUCUGAAUAAUUGUCGCCGGAGAAUGAGGCUGAUCGCGAGGGGGGUGGACGUCUCUGCUCGCUUAAUUUCGCUGGCUUAAUUUGGUAAUUUACAUGGGGAGAUACAAAGAAAAAAAGAUUUAUUUUUUAAAACAGGAUUUUAAUACACAUCUACAUCCUCCAUCCCUUCAGAGGAGGGGGGAGGGGAGUAAAAUCAAAGAGUUUCCUUGUAUUUUCGAAUCUUGGACGGCGACGGAGGACAAAAGUAAAUAUUAGCAUCGUAAUGCUAACAGCAAUGGGCAUGAGUGAAGUGCAGGCUAACCGUUGCUGUCUUCUCUUUCAGAAUAAAUUAUUCUUUUUAUCUGUCGUAUUUAUUUUUAGUUUCCAUAUUUCAUCAUUUGUGCCUUCAUGGUUUGCCGUGUGGACGCAGGAGGAGGUUUAAAGGCAGAGGAGAAAACCGCGUGGCGCAAAGUUCAACACUACGUUUAUUGAAAAGCACUGAAACUGAAACUGAAACUGAAGCGAAAGCUCCGGGUGAAGAACACUGUGGGAACCAAUGGUGGCGUCUGAUUUCCUUUGUAUGGUGAAAUAUGAAUAUUAAAAUGUAUCUAUGUUUUUCCCCUCAGCUCUUAUCAUCAUCAUCAUCAUCAUUAUUAUUAUUAUUAUUAUUAUUAUUAUUAUUAUUAUUAUUAUUAUUAAUAAUCAGGUUUUUGGCUUGCUUGAUUAGCUAAUGAAACCACUGAGUCCUCGUCUGUCAUAAGGUUGUUUGCCUCCUUUUUUGACUUGUUUUUUUGUUUUUUUGUUUUUGUUUUGUGUUUUUGUUUUUUUGAAUGAUUUCAAACUGGAAGUCUGUUUAAUUCACUUUUAAGCGCUGCAUGAAAGUUGAAUCUGCUUUGCUUUCCUUUCCGAUUGCAUUGGAGAGGGGUUAGCGUAGCCGUUCAUUCAGCGUAAGAGAUUCCUGUAUAUUUUAUGGUUGACUGAAUAAAGAAAUUAGUUAUGUCA
Molecule: messenger RNA, 5631 nt
Organism: Pygocentrus nattereri (red-bellied piranha)
Lineage: Eukaryota; Metazoa; Chordata; Actinopteri; Characiformes; Serrasalmidae
Gene: ankrd28b
Product: ankyrin repeat domain 28b
Exons: 29
Coding region: 197-3337 (1046 amino acids)
Biological process (GO): positive regulation of transcription by RNA polymerase II
Cellular component (GO): cytoplasm; nucleus
Molecular function (GO): protein binding; transcription cis-regulatory region binding
Source: RefSeq, a predicted model, not a curated record